Molecule: messenger RNA, 2149 nt
Organism: Eriocheir sinensis (Chinese mitten crab)
Lineage: Eukaryota; Metazoa; Arthropoda; Malacostraca; Decapoda; Varunidae
Exons: 6
Coding region: 110-1696 (528 amino acids)
Source: RefSeq, a predicted model, not a curated record
ACGCGAGAGAAGACCAGACGUAACCGAGACACAAGACUUCGAGGGCGAGAUAGAGAGACACGCCUUCACAUCACAAACUGGGACUAACACUCCCACUGCAGUGCACGUAAUGAAGCCCCACGCCCUCCUAGCCGCCCUGCUGACCCACGCCCUCACCCACGCCGCGCCGCCCACCCAGCAGACGGCCGUGCCCUACCUCCCUGCCGCUAACGCCUUCGAGUACGAUUAUAGUGCCGAUGUCGAAGCCCAGGAACGGAUUCUGGUGCAGGCCACGACGCAGCAGGCAGUCAUGCAGCCCCGGGACCCCCUUGAGGACGCACACCCACCCAAGCGUUACCCACUCCUUGCCCCCUCCAUCCCCUCGUCUGACCGCAACAUGAGGGCUCGCGAGAUGGCCAAACUAAACAUCAUGGACCGUAUACUGAUUGCCCUGGGGCCCACGUUCGGCAAGGAGCUCCCCCGCCUCAACACUGAUGCCCUGGCCACCGUGUCCACGCCUCUCCUCAACAUAAACAGCUCCGCGCCCUGCCCCUACAAGUACAAGCGGUGCUCCUCCCAAACGUUCUUUCCGACUUGUGACAUCCCGAAGAACACGUCACCGGAGAUCUGGCCGCAGCGCUUCAACCUCUUCUUCAACCUCUCCUCGGACUUCGGCAACAACCUGUACGUGAUCAACGCGACGCUGCGCCUGUACAAGAACAACUCCCUCCCUCUCGAGCACCCUAAGACGCUCCUCAUACGGGCACACUACUACUUGAAGAGCUUGACCAAGAGGCGAGACCGCAAGAGGCUGGUGGCGGGCGUGCAGAUCUCCAGCGACUACCUGGGCUGGGUGACGCUGCCCGUGCCGGGGAUGGUCAAGCGAUGGAAGCGACAGAGGAACAACCACGGCGUGCUCGUCUCCGUCACGGACGUGGAUGACACGCACUGGGACGCGCCCAAGAUCUUCGUCAUCAUGGACUGCGUCUCCGGUGCCGUGCCGCUGCCCUUCGAGGUCCAGUCUGAGCAGGACCGUCAGAAGUACCCGUCCCUCAACGUACGACUGGGCAGCCCCGACGACACCUUGGACCCGGAUCUGCUGCCCGAGUCCACCCCGCGGCCCCGCCAGUCCUACAACCCCUCCGCCCUCAACUACUCCACGCCGCUCCCGCCGUACGGGCCCACGCCCACCAUGCAGGGGGACGACCCGCAGCUGUACGAGGACGAUUACGAGGCGGACCUGAGGCACGAGGAGGAGAAGGAGCGGGAAGUGGAGGAGGAGGGCAGGGCGGCGAACAUAGCGCCCCCCCACGUCGAGAUUAUGGACCUCAUCGCACGGGAAUUUCCACUCCUGGAGGAAGAGGAGGAGGAGGAGGAGGAGGAGAACGAGGAGGAAGGCAUCAACCCCCAUCCAACCAACUCCUAUCCACUCCUCCACCAAAUCCACCACCACCACCUCCGCCAAAGCCAAAGAACACCACCACAAGCACCACCCACAACCCCACCACCGCCACACCACUUCCUCCCCGUCUUCACCACCGCCACACCACCACCACCACCACAGGACCCUUCCACCAGCAUCCCCGCCCGGCCACAAUUCUUACGCCGCCCCCAAUCGCCCCCCUCCCCCCCCAGGGCAAGCCUCCGCGGCCCCGUCAGAAAGCGUGGCAUCAAGUCUCGAAAAAGGAACCGUGUGGGGGGGCACCGCAGGGAGUAGAGGACCACUGGGGGGCGGGGGGGGCAUAGGCAUUCCCCCCCCUACGACAACCCCCCUCUCCUUACCUCAAUAGGAACCACUAAACCUCAGCCCCUCCUCCUCCUCCUCCUCCUUCUCCUCCCCCCCCCUCCCCCGUGUAUAUAUAUCCCCCCCCUCCUCCUCCUUCUCCUCCCUAACUGAGUACCUCCAUAGCUAGCUACCCACCUCUACUAUGUAUAUUAGAGAGAGAGAGAGAGAGAGAGAGAGAGAGAGAGAGAGAGAGAGAGAGAGAGAGAGAGAGAGAGAGAGAGAGGUGUUUGUUAUAUAGUGUAGCGGAGAAUCAAAACAAAACGAACAUACAAACACACAAACAAAGGCAUUCCAAACAAAUACAAAACCAAUAGACAAACGAACACACACACACACACACACACACACACACACACACACACACACACACACACACACACAAAC